GGCAGGGCCCCGCCGACGGGGCGGCGCGGCCGGGCGGUGCCCGCGUCCCUCCCCAGCGCGGCCGGGCGCAGGGAGGCCGUGCCGUCACCAUGCUGCGCCCCAAGGCCCUCACCCAGGUGCUGAGCCAGGCCAACACCGGCGGGGUCCAGAGCACCCUGCUCCUGAACAACGAGGGCUCCUUGCUGGCCUAUUCCGGCUACGGGGACACGGACGCCCGCGUCACCGCGGCCAUCGCCAGCAACAUCUGGGUGGCCUACGACAAGAACGGGCACCAGGCGUUCAACGAGGACAACCUCAAGUUCAUCCUCAUGGACUGCAUGGAGGGCCGGGUCGCCAUCACGCGCGUGGCCAACCUGUUGCUGUGCAUGUACGCAAAAGAGACCGUCGGAUUCGGGAUGCUGAAAGCCAAGGCGCAGGCUCUCGUCCAGUACCUGGAGGAACCGCUGACGCAGGUGGCCGCAUCCUGAGCACCGUCCCGGCACCGUCUGCGCCCGUCCCCUCCCGGGAGCCGACGUGGGAGGACGGGAGCCGUCCCCGGGCGCCCGCCCGGCGCUUCGGACCGCCGUUAAAAUAAUGGGAGCGGGAGGGAAGAGGGGAAUAAAAGUGUGGCUGAUGCUCGUG
Messenger RNA from Dromaius novaehollandiae (emu), 621 nucleotides. RefSeq names its product late endosomal/lysosomal adaptor, MAPK and MTOR activator 2 (gene LAMTOR2). NCBI's taxonomy places the organism in Eukaryota, Metazoa, Chordata, Aves, Casuariiformes, Dromaiidae. Gene Ontology annotation, molecular function: molecular adaptor activity; guanyl-nucleotide exchange factor activity. The record is from RefSeq and is a predicted model, not a curated record. The transcript is spliced from 4 exons. The coding region runs from base 90 to 467 and encodes 125 amino acids. Gene Ontology annotation, cellular component: Ragulator complex. Gene Ontology annotation, biological process: positive regulation of TOR signaling; cellular response to amino acid stimulus.